Haliotis rufescens (red abalone) is the source of this 1944-nucleotide messenger RNA. RefSeq names its product regucalcin-like. Gene Ontology annotation, biological process: L-ascorbic acid biosynthetic process. Lineage: Eukaryota; Metazoa; Mollusca; Gastropoda; Lepetellida; Haliotidae. The record is from RefSeq and is a predicted model, not a curated record. The transcript has 6 exons. Gene Ontology annotation, molecular function: enzyme regulator activity; gluconolactonase activity; calcium ion binding. The coding region runs from base 451 to 1368 and encodes 305 amino acids.
UUUUGCCUGGGUCAGGGUAACCUAACCUUCGCUGUAACGCUAGCCUCACAUAAAUGAUUGUCCUGAUGCUUCUUGCCAGGGCUUAUGAUAACAACUUGGAGCUUGCCUUUACAAACAUAUUAUCAUCAGACCAUUCAAACAACUCUGACAGAGUGAUAGCUGGUGGGUCAUAUCCGGUCAUGGAUAGGUCACCACGUGAAGGACGCCAAGAUAGAAAGGGGUGGUACCCAGCGACAGAGAGAACAUAUUCGCGAGUAUUAACGCUUCGGCAUAUUACGGGGCGGUGGGAUAGCCUAGUGGUUAAAGCGCUCGCUCGUCACGCGAGAGGCCCUGGUUCGAUUCCUCACAAGGGCACAGUGUAUGGAGCCCAUUUCUGGUGUCCGCCUUGAUAGUGCUGGAACUUAGCUAAAAGCGGCGUAAAAGCAUACUCGCUUACUCCUGCUUCAUAUUAUGUCGGAGAAGAUCGAGGUCGUUGUGAAGAACUGUGUUAAGCAUGGGGAGGGCCCCCACUGGGACGACACUACACAGUGCCUGUACUACGUGGACAUGUUCGUCGACGACGUCCACAGAUACAACGCCGUCACUGGACAGGACAGCCGUCUAAACCUUGGAGACUCUGUGGCGAGCGUCAUCAUCCCCCGCCAGAAGGGAGGCUUUGUGGUGAGUCAGAAGACAGACCUCGGCCUCUUGGACUCAUGGGAGAGCGGCAAGGUCACCAGCAUUGCGAAGGUCGAGGCCGACGCCAAUAUGUUCAAUGACGGCAAAGUAGAUGCUUCCGGUAGACUCUGGAUUGGGUCUUGUUUCUGUGGCAACGGUAUCGCUGACCCCAACAAGUGGCUAAAGCUUCAGGGCUCAUUGUACAGCCUGGAUAGUGAUGGCAGCGUUAAAAAACACAUCAGUAACAUCAGCAUCGGCAACGGCAUGGACUGGACUGACGACAACAGCGUCAUGUACUACAUCGACUCCAUCCCCAGGCAGGUCUGGGCCUUCGACUUUAACAUCACAGCUGGGUCCAUCAGCAACAAGAGAACUGUAGCAGAUUUCAGCUCAACUGAAAUCCCAGAUCUGGGUUACCCGGAUGGAAUGGCCAUUGAUACGGAGGGGAAAUUAUGGGUGGCCUGUUUUGACGCUGGGAAAGUUGUCCGACUCGACCCCGAGACUGGCAAAGUGAUCCGCACUGUCAAGUUCCCAUGUGAAAAGAUAACUUCCUGUUGUUUCGGCGGGGAGGACUUCACCGACCUCUACGUCACAUCAACGCCGUACAUGAUGACCGAAGCAGAAUUGGAGAAAACACCACUGGCUGGGUCAAUCUUCAAGGUCACCGGGUUAGGAGUUCGAGGCCGCAAAGCUAACAUGUUCUCUGGAUAAAUGUUUUUCGUUCAAUGCAUUUUCAAAGACAAAGCUUUUCAACCAUUUGUAAAUCUGAGUUCUAUGUUAUGUUGGAUUCUUAAGCAUCAGUGUUUAGGGAGACAGCUAACGUGUUCUCUGGAUAAACGUUUCUGUUCGAGGCGUUUUUAAUAACACCCUUCAACCAUUUCUAAAUCUGAUUUCGAUGCCAUUCGAUGUUUGCAUUAGAUAGAAACAGAAGCUGACACAUCACGACCAAGGCCCCGUUCCACAAAGCGAUCUAAGCGCUAAGUCGAUCUUAACUCCCAUUCUUUAACACUGACUUUAGCGCUUUGUGGAACGGGGCCUUGGUCCUGAAUGCCCCAACACUUACCAAAUGAAAUUAAUAUCUUGAAGCAGUCCAACUUUUUGAGAUACCUCCAGUUUUAUUCUGGUAAAUCCGCAGCCUUCGAAAUUCACGCUAGGUCGCUAGCCCGAGACUACUAAGAUGUACUAGGGACAAGUAAAAAUGAUGACAAGUACUAUUUGAGGGUUAUAACAGUUCUCAAUGGUUUACUUAUACUACAACUUGGAAUUGAAUAAAACUGAUAAAAUAUA